Messenger RNA from Spirodela intermedia, 1899 nucleotides. The record is from the annotation of a GenBank genome assembly. NCBI's taxonomy places the organism in Eukaryota, Viridiplantae, Streptophyta, Magnoliopsida, Alismatales, Araceae.
AUGGGCGCUGUUGUAGUGGACGAUGUUGGUUUCCCGGGCUCCUUCGAGUUCUGGUCCCUCCCAUGCUCUGCAAGUGUGGAGAAUCUGCAGUUCAUCUCCUCGACUGCUCCUCCCUCGGUGACAGUCGGCGGCGUGGACUUUGGGGGGUCCGCUGAAGAAGGCCUCCCUGAGGGGAUGCCGGAGGAUGAGGACAGUGAAGAUGAUAUUGAUGUUGACGAACUGGAGAGAAGAAUGUGGAGGGACAGGCUGAGGCUGAAGCGGUUGAAGGAGCAGCAGCAGAACAAGAGCAAGGACCAAGGCGACGCGGCGAAGCAGCGCCAGUCCCAGGAGCAGGCCAGAAGGAAGAAGAUGUCCCGUGCCCAAGAUGGAAUCCUCAAGUACAUGCUGAAGAUGAUGGAGGUCUGCAAGGCGCAGGGGUUCGUCUACGGCAUAAUCCCCGAGAAGGGGAAGCCCGUCAGCGGGGCUUCAGACAACCUCCGGGGAUGGUGGAAAGAGAAGGUUCGCUUCGAUCGCAACGGGCCGGCGGCCAUCGCCAAGUACCAGGCGGACAACGCCCUGCCGGGGAGCAAAACCGAGACGAACUCCGACAUCUCGACGCCCCGCACCUUACAGGAGCUUCAGGACACAACCUUGGGGUCCCUUCUCUCGGCGCUUAUGCAGCACUGUGAUCCUCCACAGAGGAGGUUCCCCCUGGAGAAGGGGGUUCCACCGCCGUGGUGGCCGACCGGGAACGAGGAGUGGUGGCCCCAGCUGGGAAUCCCCCGAGAGCAGGGGCCUCCGCCAUACAAGAAGCCCCACGACCUCAAGAAAGCGUGGAAGGUCAGCGUUCUGACUGCCGUCAUCAAGCACAUGUCCCCUGACGUCAACAAGAUCCGCAAGCUCGUCAGGCAGUCAAAGUGCCUCCAGGACAAGAUGACGGCCAAGGAGAACCAGACCUGGUCAGUCGUGAUAAGCCAGGAGGAGGCGCUGGCCCGGCAGCUGCACCCGGACGCUUGCCCUCAGCCUUCACUGGGCUGCGCCAGCAGCGGGACCUUCUCAUACGGCAGCACUACCGAGUACGACGUCGACGGAUUCGACGAUGUCACCAACGUGGGAAUGGCCGACAGCAAGGUCACCGACGGGGGUCUGUUCAACGUCGGCGUCAACCCCGCGAGGGAGAAGCUCCUGGCGGUGCCGCCGCUUGUCAAGGAAGAGGCCGGGGUGGAUUUCAUACAGAAGAGAACGGCUCCCUCCAACGUGGAGCAGAUUUUCAGCCACAGAACCUUCACCUGUGAGAACGGCCAGUGCCCCCACCACGACCCCCGCUUGGGGUUUGUCGACAAGAACGCAAGGAACAACCACCAGUAUGCAUGCCAGUAUCAGAGCGGCAGCUUCUCUCAGCGCCUGGCCGGGCCGGGCUUCCACGUCCAGGAGGACAAGCCGCAGGCCUUCUCGCUGCCGCUGAGCCAACCGAAGGCCGCCCCCGCCGCCCACUUCAUGGGCAACCACGGAGCGUUGGACGUCUCUGCACUGGGCAUCCCCGCCGAUGGGCAGAAAUCGAUCAACGAGCUCAUGUCGUUCUACGACACCAACGUCAACCCGAGCAAGCAGAUCGGCGACGCCGCCAGGGCCGUUGACCCGGCCGACGACCAGCCGCGGAUUCAGAUGGACGCCUUCUUCAGACAGGCCCUCGGGAUGGGGGCCGACGCCGUCUUUGAAGACUCCAGCAGCUCGAUGCCGGGGAACUCCUUCCUCCAGGAGGAGAUCGCCUUCCAGCCCUCCUUCGAUAACCAUCAAGGAGCCGCUAAUGCCGAUCUCAGAUUCAACUCUCUCGGUUUCUCAAGCAUGGACUUCGGCGGGCUGCAGAGAAUGACCGGCGACUCGACGCCGAAGCUCAGUUGCUCAAACUGGCCCUUCUGA